Messenger RNA from Candoia aspera, 4292 nucleotides. RefSeq lists its product as uncharacterized. Gene Ontology annotation, cellular component: cytoplasm; nucleus. NCBI's taxonomy places the organism in Eukaryota, Metazoa, Chordata, Lepidosauria, Squamata, Candoiidae. The coding region runs from base 68 to 4291 and encodes 1407 amino acids. Gene Ontology annotation, molecular function: protein binding; guanyl-nucleotide exchange factor activity. The transcript has 14 exons. The record is from RefSeq and is a predicted model, not a curated record. Gene Ontology annotation, biological process: activation of GTPase activity.
CGAAAGGGAAACAAAUCUGAGGGAAGGAGAAUUGGGGCAUGAUGACCAAGAAGUGCCAGGGUGGGCUAUGCAAGCAACAACAGCCUCCAGAAAGGAGAGGGGCCCCUUGUCUAUCAUGUUGGGUCAGGACACAUUUGAUUCUUUGGACAACAGUUUGGCUCUUUCUGGUUUAAACAAUAACAGUGCUGUGGUUGGUUCAGAAGAAUUUGCCUUCUCUUUCAAGGAGGUCUCCUUAGCAGGUCACUCUCCAAAAUCAGCUUGGGCCUUGCCUGAAGUCUGUGUCCAAGCAACAGCCAUCCCAUUAGCUGGAAUGAUGCCUGCAGGGACACAAGCUGUCAUAUAUCACAGCUCUAGACAAUUGGAACCCUCUGGCAUCUAUGACAAAGCGAACACAAUUUUCUGUUGUGAUCAAGGUGGUGCACAACUCACCGUGGGUGUUGGGAAAGAUGAUAUUGAAAAAGAGAACAGGGAAAAUAGUGGAAAAGAGAAAAGUGUAAGAGCUGAUGGUGAACAAAUAACACAACUGUUUACAGAUUUAGCGUUAGCCGUCAACCCCCAUGAUCUCCAUGAUUCUCCGCCUAUGGGCCGUUCUUCUGAUGCUGGAAAGAACCCUGUCCCAUUGCUGAGGACCAUAGCAGCAGCCCAACUGCAAGAAGAUGCUAGCAAGGGAGCCACAGACGGGACAGCCACUUGUGCAGGAAACAAGUCGGUCUUACAUUUCUCCAGUCAGCUGGAUAGAGCGAUAUGUGAAGAAGCUUCAGCACUGGACGGUGAUGGAGAUGAUGAUCUGCCUACUUUUGGUAAGGACUUCCUUGAAGAUGCUCAGAGUUCUACCUCCGAAGUCCCCCCAAACCCAUCUCUAGAAGAAGGUCUCUCCAAUAUAGCCCAAGAGAUGGUAAAGUUAAGUCUUUAUUUGUCUUUUGCUACGUGGGAUUCAGUGCAAGACACUACUGAAAAUUACGUGGGGAAGUUCCACCUACAACUUAAACCACCAGUGAAGAAGUCUGUGUUAUCAGGAAAGGAAGCAACAGCAGAUACACUUUCCAUGGAACAAGAUAUCUUAACCAAUGAGUCACCAUGUUGUCCAGUUGUUGAAGAAGACAGAACAGAAUGUGACUGUGAUGCUGACAGUCUUCCAUCUCCCCAGGCUCUUUUUGCAAUGGCCACUGAUGCAGCUCACCAAACACAAUCUUUGGCCCCAGUUCUCAUAGCUGACUCUGAGCAGACUUUGGCUCCUGAAUCUGCUUCACUUUCCCCCUCUAGGCAUCCUGUAGGCCCCCCACCUGCGGCAAAUUGUAAUGCCCAGCCAAUUCCCCCAGGCCUUUAUCCUGAUCAACUCCUAGAACAGCUGUCCUGUUCCAGCCAGGCUGAUCCCUGUUUAGCCCCCAAACCUUCUGCCCCCCAGGCAGUUGUGGAGUAUUCAGCCAUAACCCCUGAAACCAGAUUACCUGAGCAGUCCCCCACCUCUGAAGGCGACUUGAAUCAGCGUUGCCAGGUUCCACACUCUGUACACGAUUCUCAACCGUCUGCAUCCAUGGCACACAAUGCCAGUUUGCCCAUUACUUCCAAACGUUCUGUGUUUCCUUCACUCUGUGGCAGUGCAGCCUUCCAGCUGACUAACUCCAAGCAGAUCACAGAAUCUAGAGCUGGCAGCAACUUUCUGACACAACUUCCCCUCGUUGCUCUUAGGGGUUCUCCCAGCCCCCGACCAGAUUCCAGGUCCAGGAAGCAUCUAACGGUUGGGGGCAACCCUUUUGCUCAGCACGGGGCUGAGGUUUCAGAAACCAGCCCACUUGUUUCCUGUACAGGAAGUGAGGAACAGGCUCAUGCUAGUCUACAGGUUGGCAGUCUUGCCUGUUGGAACCCGCCCUCUAUUUCUGAAAGGGAUGACCUUGCCCAGAUUUCACCUUUGGACAGUAGAGGGGAAGAGAUCUCUGCUGUUCCAUUGGCCAAGUCAGCAGAGGCGAAUACUCUGCAAGGCCAGAAAGGCCGGGAUAAAACAUGCCAUGAGUUGGGUCUUUAUUUGUCAGACUCACAAGGGGACCUUUUGGGAAAUGGUGCAAUGGUGGCAGAUUCCUUCAGUAGCGUUCCUGAAACAGUGUCCAAGUCUGAAGAUGUUCAUGAUGGAAGGUCUUCUCACCACACCUCUCGUCCCUCAGGGGAUCGUGAGAAACUGUAUGAGUCCAGACGUGUAAGGCAGCCUCCUUCCCUUUUAGCUUUUACCAACCCCAUCCACUUUCUCAAGCUUGGACCUCCAUCGCCCCCAACUGCUCGAUAUCCAGGGGUGCAUCAGGCUGACUUUCAGGGACUGCCAUCGCAGGAGCUACAGGCCAGGCAUGCAGAAGACCCCAUAGCAUCUCCAUCCGAAGGCCCAGGGAGGUUCAAAAAAGUCCUGGAAAAAUCAGUGGGGGAACCCACUCACCUGGCAAUUCACAGGAAAGACGCGGUAGGCAGACACCCCCGUUUGGAGAAAUCCUCCAGCUGUCCAGACAAAAGUGCCAUUGGGUUGGGCACGAAAGAGCCCGUCUUCAGCACAAAGAAGCAGGAGGCUGGAAUCAAGCCCCGAGCCAAAAGCAAAGACUGGCAUCGGCAUGGCGUGCGAAAGAUUUCCCUACCAACUGACAGUGUAACAGAAGUCAUAGCGUCUCUUGCCCACUCCAAGGAGGAAGCCCCCGGAUCCAAAGACAAAGCAGGUCCCUCAGACUUUGUGAAAGAUGGAGAGACGAAAACAACAGAAACGAUAGAAAAUAUCAAACGGCGACAGUCCAGACUAAUCAAUUCAUCACGACUGCUCUACCAGGAGUACAGAGACGACGCCCUGAACAAAGCCAUUCAGAGCCAAAAGCGGGCCGAUUCCCUGUCUGAGGAGGCAGAGCUGGGAUCCCCAAAGCUGCAAAGGAAAGCGCUCUCCCCCCAGGACUCCUACCUGCAACGCCUGUCCGUCUCGUCGGGGUCCUCGCUGUGGCAGGACAUCCCCAUGGUUCGAGGCAGCACCAUGCUGCUGAGCAUGACCCGCGAGGAACAGAAGCUGCAGGAGGCCAAAUUUGAACUAAUUGCAUCAGAAGCGUCUUACCUGCGGAGCCUGAACGUAGCCGUGGACCACUUUCAGCACUCCCAGGAACUUCAAGGGGUUUUAACCACACAGGACAAACAGUGGCUUUUCUCCCGUCUUCAGGACGUGCGUGACGUCAGUGCCAAUUUCCUCUACGAACUGGAAGAGAAGCUCGGGGAGAACAUGUUCACCUUCAACGUCUGCGACGUGGCCCUCAGGAACGCACCAGAAUUCCGCAGGGUUUACCUGCCGUAUGUGACGAACCAGACCUACCAGGAGCAGACCUUUAAGAGGCUGAUGAAUGGGGUUCCUGCUUUCCAACAGGUCUUGGAGAAACUGGAAAGCGACCCGGUGUGCCAGCGCCUCUCCCUCAAAUCCUUCCUCAUUCUCCCGUUUCAGCGCAUCACCCGACUGAAACUCCUUCUCCAGAACAUCCUGAAAAGAAUCCCGCCGGGGGCCGAUGAAGAAGUCCAAGCCACGCAGGCAUAUGAUGCGCUUGAGAAGCUCAUCAAAGAUUGCAAUGCAAAUGUCCAGCGUAUGAAGAGCACCGAAGAAUUAAUUCACUUAAGUCAAAAUAUGGAGUUUGAAUGCAAGAUUUUCCCUCUUAUCUCCCAGUCGCGGCGACUAGUGAAACACGGGGAACUUACAGCUCUGGAGUAUAAUAUAAGCUUGAAGUGGAAACUUACCACCCGACCCAUCUACUUGCACCUCUUCAAUGACUGCCUGCUUCUGUCUCGACCCAGGGAGAAUGGCCGCUUCAUUGUCUUUGACUACGCCGCCGCCUCGGACGUGCGUGGGGAAAAGUGCGAGAUGAAGCUCCACGGUGCAAACAAAAACCUUUUCCGUCUCUUCCUGCUGCAGAACAAUCAGGGGAAGAAAGUGGAGUUCCUCUUCCGCACAGAAACACAGAGUGAGAAACUGCGAUGGAUUUCUGCCCUUAUGCCACAACAGCCAGAACCUGACCUGUUGGAUGAUUCUGACGCCCCUCAGGUUCAGUGCGUGAAGCCCUACAAGGCGCGGGAGAAUGAUGAACUGACCCUGGAGAAAGCCGACAUCGUCAUGGUCUUGCGACAAAGCAGCGAUGGCUGGAUCAAAGGAGUGAAGCUCUCCGAUGCCGAGACAGGCUGGUUCCCUUCCGACCAAGUGGAGUUCAUCUCCAGCAAGCAUGCCCGGCAGAUGAAUCUGAAGGAGGAGCAGCGGGUCAAAAAUGCCAAGCAGCAGGUCUUCCGCAGGAAAUAGC